This is a messenger RNA of Dentiscutata heterogama, 223 nucleotides long. The record is from the annotation of a GenBank genome assembly. NCBI's taxonomy places the organism in Eukaryota, Fungi, Glomeromycota, Glomeromycetes, Diversisporales, Gigasporaceae.
GCCAUAAAAAUUUCGGAGGACUGUUUCUCGACUAAUCUUCCAGCAUUAAAAACUCCAGAAUUGCCAUCAUCAAUUCCUACCGACGAUCCCAUUACAUUAAUUGGAGAAUUGUCACCACAAUGUCAGAGUGCUUUUCUCGAAAUUGUCACGAGUCCACAAUUUUUUGAAUGUGUGCCAGUUGCAGCGUUAUUGCCACUUUUAACUGACCCAACUUUUCUCUCAA